This is a messenger RNA of Hypomesus transpacificus, 942 nucleotides long. Its product is annotated as olfactory receptor 10A6-like. The transcript has a single exon. Gene Ontology annotation, biological process: G protein-coupled receptor signaling pathway. NCBI's taxonomy places the organism in Eukaryota, Metazoa, Chordata, Actinopteri, Osmeriformes, Osmeridae. Gene Ontology annotation, molecular function: olfactory receptor activity; G protein-coupled receptor activity. Gene Ontology annotation, cellular component: membrane. The record is from RefSeq and is a predicted model, not a curated record. The coding region runs from base 1 to 942 and encodes 313 amino acids.
AUGGAGAACUCAACUCUCUUUAUUUCAUUUGUACUGUCUGCAUAUGAAAACGUAGGACUAUUGAAAUACUUUUAUUUUCCUAUAAUGAUUGUGUUGUACAUUGCAAUAGUCUUAGCCAACACAAUGCUUAUAGUGGUGAUAUCCAUGGAAAGAAAGCUACACCAGCCCAUGUAUCUGUUUCUCUGCAGUUUGUUUGUUAAUGAAUUAUAUGGCAGUGCAGCUAUUUUGCCUUUCUUCAUGGUACAAGUUCUAUCAGACACACAUGUGGUACCUGCUCAUUUUUGUUAUUUACAGAUAUAUAUUAUUUACACUUAUGCAUCAAUUGAAUUCUGUAAUUUAGCUGCCAUGGCAUAUGACAGGUAUGUUUCUAUCUGUUAUCCUUUGCAGUACCAUGUCAUUAUGACCACUAACAGAGUAUUCAUGAUCAUAAUGCUAGUCUGGAUUUACUCUUUCAUUAAAUUCAGCGUCACUUUAUCUUUAAGUUUAAGUUUAACUCUCUGUGGUAAUAUUGUGGAUAAAGUAUAUUGUAAUAACUAUUCAUUAGUCAAACUUGCCUGUUCAGACACAACAGUUAAUAACUACUAUGGACUAUUUGGAACUUUCUUGUCAGUUGCUGUCCCUCUGGUACCCAUUUCCUUCUCCUACAUCAAGAUUUUUUGUAUUUGUUUAAGAUCUUCAAAAGAGACCAGACAGAAAGCCAUCAGCACAUGCACACCACAGCUGGCUUCUCUGAUCAACUUCUCCUUUGGCUGUUUAUUUGAGAUUAUGCAGAGUAGAUUUGACAAGAUUUAUUUCCCAACAGUUUUGCGUAUUAUUUCAUUGUACUUCAUGGUGUGCCAACCACUUUUUAACCCUGUACUAUAUGGAUUGAAUUUGUCAAUAAUCAGACAACAUUGUAAAACUUUUUUGUACACGAAAAUAUGCCAUGCAAGAACAAUUUGA